GUUACCGAUCAUUUUGAUUACGAAUGACAUUCAAUUUAAACCGAGAGAGGAUGCCUUUUUUUACGGUGUGGCUAAUAUUUCUUCGAAAAGUGGUGUGACUAAAACAGCUGAUCGUUUUAUUUGAGCGAUUUGAUUGAUUUUUACGAAUAGAAAGUUCUAAAUGUUUCUUUAAUGAUGACUGUUGACAGUGCAAUUAGCAAUGAACAGGUGAUUUUUGUCACGGGAGGUUAUGAUCACACUAUCAAAAUAUGGCAACCGCAUACAGGCGUCUGUCAACGAACAUGUCAACACACGGAUUCUCAAGUAAAUGCCUUGGAUAUCACACCGGACAAAUAUGUUGUGGCUGCUGCUGGAUAUCAACAUAUACGAAUGUAUGAUCUAGCUUCAAACAAUCCGAAUCCAGUUGUUAAUUAUGAAGGAGUAUCGAAAAACAUUACCAGCUUAGGUUUUCAGGAAGAAGGAAAAUGGAUGUAUACAGGAGGAGAAGACUGUUCUGCAAGAGUAUGGGAUUUAAGAUCUAGUAGCUUUCAAUGCCAAAGAAUAUUUCAAGUAUCUGCACCUGUUAAUUGUGUGUGUUUACAUCCUAAUCAAGCAGAACUGAUGGUUGGCGAUCAAAGUGGAGUUAUACACUUGUGGGAUCUUCGUUCAGAUCACAAUGAACAGCUGAUUCCUGAGGCUGAAUCCUCGAUUCAAGAUAUCGCGGUGGAUCAAGAUGGUUCUUACAUGGCAGCUGUAAAUAACAAAGGACAUUGUUACAUUUGGACACUAACAGGAGGCAUUGGAGAGGAGCCCACAAGACUUAAUCCUCGUCAUAAACUUCUAGCUCAUAAACGUUACGCUCUUCGUUGCAAAUUUAGUCCCGAUUCAACCUUGUUGGUGACGACGUCGGCCGAUCAAACCGCUCGAGUAUGGAGAACAACGGAUUUUCUGAAGUACAAGUACUUCAGCAUGAAGAAGCGUUGGGUUUGGGAUGCAGCAUUUAGUGCAGAUUCUCAAUAUAUAUUUACUGCCUCUUCAGACGGAGUCGCAAGACUAUGGAACGCAUCUACAGGAACAAUAGAACGAGAAUAUCAAGGACAUCAAAAGGCUGUUAUAGCUCUUGCUUUCCGUGACGAAAUUGUUUCCGCGAGCUAAGAAUAAAAAGAGAAUAUUUAAAUAUGUCUUGCUAUAUAUAAAAAAAUUAUUUGUUAUUUUAGAUGUAUUGCGUGUCAUCGUUAUACAUGCAAAAGAACUCUUAAAUAUUUGUUUUUUAAUAUAGACUAUAUUUUAUUUGUA
Molecule: messenger RNA, 1275 nt
Organism: Nylanderia fulva
Lineage: Eukaryota; Metazoa; Arthropoda; Insecta; Hymenoptera; Formicidae
Gene: Lst8
Product: MTOR associated protein, LST8
Biological process (GO): TOR signaling; regulation of actin cytoskeleton organization
Cellular component (GO): TORC2 complex; TORC1 complex
Molecular function (GO): protein binding
Source: RefSeq, a predicted model, not a curated record